AUGAUAUCAAAUCCGACGAAGGCGGAAGGACUUAAGAAAGGAAAAGUGUGUGGCGAAGGACAUCGUAUCGAGGGUGCAAUAGUCAAAUCUCAUUUAUUUGAAAAAUAUCAUGAUUUCGAAGAUUGCUUUAUGACAUUUAAGACACGACGAGAGGGUUUAAAAAUGCGUAUACAGUUUUUGCUUAUGGAUUUGAAUGAUGUGCUAUCCGGUACACAGUGCUUAGACAAAGUACUUCUCUACAAUUCUUUUAAUAUGUCUAGAGAACAUCUGUUGGGAAGCGAGCAUUGUGGGAAGUAUUCAUCGACAGAUAGAACCUCAUAUGUUUCAACAUCCGGCAUUGUCACCAUUCAUUUUGUAACUGAUGGUGGACAAGUUGCUAGUAAAGGAUUUAUAAUUAUCUUGUCUGCAUUUCGUAAUCCAACACUAGGCAAUCCAUGUGAUUCAGAAGAUGAAUAUCGAUGUCGAAACAAUGAAUGUAUUAGUAGUACAUUAAAAUGUGAUAAUAACUCUGACGAAAAUGAUGAUUCAUGUUCAGGAAAUUUAUCUAAACAUAAUAAAAGAUGGCAACAUCUUCAUGGUAUUCUUAUUGCAUGUGGUAUUAUCAUCUUAUUUGUUGGUACAAUAUUAUUCAUUGCCUAUUGGAUAUGUCGUCGUUGUAUCCAUCGUCAACCAACGGUGAAACAUGUAAACAACUAUGAAACAAUUCAUAAUUCAGUUCAUAACGACGCAAUUCAUAAUGGUUCAAACAACAAGAAUGAAUUGAAAGCUACACGUGUUGUGUUGAAAACGAAAAAUUGUAACAAUAAAACGUUAGAUGAAAAUUAUGGUACUCUCUAG
This is a messenger RNA of Didymodactylos carnosus, 837 nucleotides long. The record is from the annotation of a GenBank genome assembly. NCBI's taxonomy places the organism in Eukaryota, Metazoa, Rotifera, Eurotatoria, Philodinida, Philodinidae.